This is a messenger RNA of Aspergillus bombycis, 645 nucleotides long. RefSeq lists its product as uncharacterized. Lineage: Eukaryota; Fungi; Ascomycota; Eurotiomycetes; Eurotiales; Aspergillaceae. The record is from RefSeq and is a predicted model, not a curated record. The coding region runs from base 1 to 645 and encodes 214 amino acids. The transcript has a single exon.
AUGGGUCCAUCAAAGCCGACUCUCCAUCCUUUGACCACCCCCAAAACUUUGAACUUUCCUUCCGAACUCCGACCACGCACGUACUAUACAUGCCUCGACCCAGACAGACCAGCCAAGGAGAUCAAGAAAGAGGAUGAGGAUGAUGAGAUCACCAUCACUCCUCCACCAGCAUACACAGAGUUCCUCAACACCUUCAGCCCCAUUUUUUCCAGCCCUGCAACCUCCCGUGAGAACUUCUCCAAGUACAUGCUUGACAAGCCUCGUCCUUCACCUACUUCAGCGCCCACCAGCUCUACUUCCCCCUCCUUCCCCAAAGGAAAUACAAGGAUUCCGCCGCCAUAUUCUACCUCGCGUUCUGUCGUACCGAUGCCUUCCAAGAGCCCGGAUCACACUCGACGUUUGCCUCUUCCCCCACCUUAUGUGUGCACGUCCGUGACCGACUCCCCGCGCAGUGCCCAUCCUCUUCGAUCCCCCUUUACCCCAUCUGAUUACAGACUGCGGGCAUUCGACUCCCCAGUCAGUGAAAAUGGGGCAUCUUUUAGUGUACGGCAUGUGGUUACAACGACCAUUACCCUCAAGCGGGCCCCCCAGCUCGAGCCCCCACCGCAGGGAAAACGGAGAAACAUCGCACGUCGGAGCACAUAG